AUGGAGAAGGCGGUGCAGAUCGAUGCGAAGGAUGCGCCAACAGGGUCCCGUUGCAACUGCGAGAACCGCAGCUUCGAGAAGAAACUCACCUAUCCGAUUCUGGGACAUGUGCAGUGCGACGGCUGUGACCAGGCAAACACUGAUUAUUUCUGGUAG
Diaporthe citri is the source of this 156-nucleotide messenger RNA. RefSeq lists its product as uncharacterized. The record is from RefSeq and is a predicted model, not a curated record. Lineage: Eukaryota; Fungi; Ascomycota; Sordariomycetes; Diaporthales; Diaporthaceae. Bases 1 to 156 code for a protein of 51 amino acids. The transcript has 2 exons.